Messenger RNA from Olea europaea var. sylvestris, 632 nucleotides. RefSeq names its product small nuclear ribonucleoprotein E-like. Gene Ontology annotation, cellular component: U5 snRNP; U4 snRNP; U1 snRNP. NCBI's taxonomy places the organism in Eukaryota, Viridiplantae, Streptophyta, Magnoliopsida, Lamiales, Oleaceae. The transcript has 2 exons. Gene Ontology annotation, molecular function: RNA binding. The record is from RefSeq and is a predicted model, not a curated record. Gene Ontology annotation, biological process: spliceosomal snRNP assembly; mRNA splicing, via spliceosome. The coding region runs from base 80 to 346 and encodes 88 amino acids.
GCUAGGGUUACACUGCUUUUCUGUGUUGCAUUGGAAGGAAAGAAAUUUUUUGGCGCCGGAGCUCCCAAAUUCAGCAGCCAUGGCGAGCACAAAAGUCCAGAGGAUUAUGACUCAACCAAUUAACCUCAUCUUCCGGUUCCUCCAGAGCAAAGCUCGUAUUCAGAUUUGGCUUUUCGAGCAGAAGGAUGCGAGGAUCGAAGGCCGCAUCAUUGGCUUUGAUGAAUACAUGAAUUUGGUUCUGGAUGAUGCUGAGGAGGUCAACGUCAAGAAGAAUAGCAGAAAGCAACUUGGUAGAAUCCUUCUAAAAGGAGAUAAUAUAACGUUGAUGAUGAAUACGGGGAAAUGAUGCUAAAAGGUAACUUCAUCUUCUCCGUAAAACUAGAUUAAAAAUGCAAUAGGUGAAAUCCAGAGGCGACUGGCUAGUAAUGUGUACCUCAGAUUUCUGGCAGCGAGUUUGUAUGAGAAUGCCUUGUUUAGUUAAAUUCUAUUUUAAACAACUUUAUCCGGUAUUUUAAUUGUAUCUCAUCACUGUUUCUCAGUCGAGCCUUCUCUGUAUACAUUUGUGUCUUGUUCAAUGAACUGCUAGCUAGCACUUGAAAAUAGGAAUGAGGUAAACUGUUUCUUAUUUUUUA